This is a messenger RNA of Bradysia coprophila, 2801 nucleotides long. RefSeq names its product regulator of telomere elongation helicase 1 homolog. Gene Ontology annotation, molecular function: ATP binding; DNA helicase activity; DNA binding. Gene Ontology annotation, biological process: telomeric loop disassembly; negative regulation of DNA recombination; negative regulation of t-circle formation. Gene Ontology annotation, cellular component: nucleus. Lineage: Eukaryota; Metazoa; Arthropoda; Insecta; Diptera; Sciaridae. The record is from RefSeq and is a predicted model, not a curated record.
CAGUCACCAGUCUUGUUAUUGUUUGAUUUGUUCAUUCAUUAGUUUGUUGCUCUUCACUUGGAAAUUAUGCCGGACAUAGUAAUCAAUGAUGUUACGAUUAAUUUUCCAUAUGAGAAUCCGUACAAUGUCCAGCGACUUUAUAUGGACAAAAUUGUUGAAUGUCUUAAAGAAAGUAAAAAUGGUGUACUGGAAUCUCCAACGGGAACCGGAAAGACCCUCAGUCUGUUGUGUGCCUCAUUAGCAUGGCUAAAGCAAAUAAAAGACCAAGCGGAAAUACUUCAGACUUCGACAAAUUCUGAACCUCGGAAUGGACUAGAGGUCUCGAAUGAGCCUCGAGAUGAACUACCAAUUGGUGUUACCUCAGCACCAAUAAUACCAAAAAUUAUUUACGCCUCACGAACCCACACUCAAUUAACUCAAGUCAUAAAUGAGUUAAAAGGAACGAGCUACAAUUACAUGAAAGUGGGAGUGUUCGCUUCACGAGACCAGCUGUGCAUUCAUCCAGAAUUGGCAUCUGAAACUAAUGCAAUCAAGACUGAAAAGUGCAAAACAAAGAUAAAGAAGAAGCAAGAUACAAACUCGCAGUAUGAUCCCGAAACAAAUAGUCAGGGAUGUGAUUGUUCGUAUUACGAACGGUAUGAAUCUCUACGAAAGGAUGAAACAUUUCGUGCGGAACGUUUCUAUGAUAAAAUACUUGAUGUUGAGGACCUUCGAACUUCCGGUCUGGAUCAUCGUUUCUGUCCGUACUUUAUGUCGAAAACGUUGAUAGAUGAAGCGGAUAUAAUUUUCAUGCCGUACAAUUACCUAUUGGAUCCGAUGAUCCGAAACUUUAUUGGAGUGGAAUUAACCGAUGCUGUGAUAAUUCUAGACGAAGCGCAUAAUGUUCCACAGGUAUGCGAAGAUUCUGCUUCCAUUGAAUUCAAAUCUACGCAUAUUUCCGACGCUGUUGAAGAGGUUAAAAAGAUUGCUGAAUUUGCCACCGAUAACCUGACCAAUCGGGAGUUGAGACCUUCAAAUUUCAAUCUGUCCGAACUCAACGACUUGGAACAGAUUUUACUUCGUUUCGGUAGAGCGAUCGAUGAGAUUCCGUUUUCCCGAAACGACAAUGCGAUAGAAUCUGCGGAAUUUGAUGGUGACUACAUAUUCACUGUAAUGGAGAACGCCGAUAUUGCCUACCACACUUCGAGGAACAUUCUAAUGCUGAUUCAGAGUGCAUUGGAAUACGUUGCUGAUUGCAUUGAGCUUCUUCGUUCAAAGGAAGUUCGGAGCGAAAAUCGUUCAAAAGUUAUUCUUAACGCUCAGAGUCCCGGUUUGCGAAAGUUUAAAAACAUUCUCUGGACGACAUUUCCCGCUUGCGGGGACGAUUUUCGCGCAGACGUCAAAACACAUUAUCGAGUGUAUGCUACUUGGGAUCGAUCACCCGUAGUGCAUUCGAAUGGGCGAACCAAAGUCUUUAACUAUUGGUGCUUCAGUCCAAAGUUUGGCCUGCAAUAUUUACUUAAAAAGAAUGUUCGAAGCAUUAUUUUUACCAGCGGAACGAUGUCUCCGUUACAACCGUUUAUAACGUCGUUGGGCAUACCAAUUGAAGUACAACUUCAAAAUGGUCACAUCAUUGAUCCGAGCCAAGUUCUUGUCGAGAUCGUUUCGCACGGUCCAGACAGAAUAGAACUCUUAUCGACUUACUUGAAUAGGUCAAAAAGAAACUAUUUAAACUCGCUGGGAUGUACAAUCUUGAAAUUUUGUGGAAUCAUACCGAACGGACUGCUCAUUUUUUUCCCGACGUAUGAAAUCCUAAAAAUGUGCAAAACAAGUUGGCAGAACAUGGGCAUCUGGAGUCAGAUUGAACUGAUCAAGCCGAUUUUUGUCGAGCCCAAAUUUAAAGACGAAUUCACGCAUACGAUGCAGAAUUACUACAAACAAAUCAACAACGAAACAGCGAAUGGGGCAAUUUUUAUGGCUGUAUGUCGGGGCAAAGUAUCCGAAGGCCUAGAUUUUGCUGACAUAAACGGUAGAGCUGUUAUUAUAACCGGUCUACCACUUGCGCCGUGUUACGAUGCCAAAGUAGUACUGAAGAGAAAUUACAUGGAGAAAAACUACAUGGCAACAGGUGAGUCUCUAAGUGGCGAGCAAUGGUAUCAAAUGGAAGCGUCAAGAGCUGUCAACCAAGCUAUUGGACGAGUGAUUAGACACAGACAUGACUACGGAGCAAUAUUGUUAUGUGAUUCUCGGUUCGACAAAACCGUUCAAAAGAGGCGACUGUCUCAAUGGUUGCAGCGAUACGUUCGUAGUGAUAGUUCGAGACGAUCUUUCGAUGCCAUAACCAAUUCAAUAUCACAAUUUUUCCGAAACCAACGAUCGGAUCCGUUACCAGUUGAAGUUACUACCCAGACCGGGACCCAGUCAGAUAUCCUGGAAGCGAGGGCUUUCGACACUUCACCUUUGCAGAACAACAGAAUGCCUUCAGAGACAAAUGGCAACAGUCAAGUGAUUAAUCUACGAGGGACCUUUCCUGAACCUGAAAGUCCUAUAACAUCGUUUACCCGACAGAUUGCUUCUCUUCCAAUAUCGUCACCGUUGUCUGAAAAUACUCCAGUUACGUUGCGUCCGACUACAGCUGAUUCAAAUGGGACACCAACCAAACGAAAAUGCACAGUUAAUUUGAGCCAAUGGUUCAAUGAACAGCCUUAAUUCAGAGUUUUCAAUAUUUUUGUUUGUAUGUUACAUUCCACAUAUUUAAUUGUUACCACGCCGUUUAUGUGCCAUUGAAAUAUACAUUUUGUAAAUAACAUAAAAAACACUCC